GGCAGACAGUUUGCCGCCGUGGAACACAGAAACCCUGCUACAAAAUCGUGUAUUUUCACGAUGCCUCCCGCAGAACCAGCUAUGAAGAAGCCCACGGGGCCUGCAGGGCUGAUGGGGGACACCUCGUCAGCAUCGAGACAGAAGGAGAGCAAAGACUCAUCGAGAGAUUUAUCAGGAGUCUCUUAGCUUCUGAUGGAGAUUUUUGGAUAGGGCUCAGGAGGAAGAAGGAGGAGGAAGACAAUAGUACAGAGUGUCAGAACUUCUACUCCUGGUCGGAUGGCAGCUCAGCCACGUUCAGGAACUGGUAUGCGGAUGAGCCAUCCUGUGGGAGUGAGAUCUGUGUUGUGAUGUACCACCAGCCAUCUGCCCCGCCAGGUGUCGGAGGUCCUUACAUGUUUCAAUGGAAUGACGACAGAUGCAACAUGAAAAAUAACUUCAUUUGCAAAUAUUCUCUUGAGAAGCCAACGAAUCCUCCAGCAGAGAAUCCCCACAGAGAUGUCUCCACAGAGCCCCUGAGCCCAGCACUCCCGGGGGAGCACCCUGAGAAAGGUGCCAAUGGAACUGCCAUGGGAGCCAAAGAGCCCGUUCAGAGUCUUGCCUACAUCCUCAUUCCCAGCAUUCCUGUGCUGCUUCUCCUGCUGAUCAUCACAGCCAUCUCCUGCUCCUGGCUCCUGGCAAAGAGGAGACAGGAGCGACUAGAUACAACCCCAAAGGAGGAGGAUCCCUGGCUGUCCAACCCCAGGGGGAACAGCCCAGACCUCGAUAUUUAUCAGGUCAUCAGGAAGCAGUCAGAGGCAGACCUGGCUGGAACCAGGCCUGCCAUGAAGAACUCUUCCUUCCGUGCCCGGGAAGACAAAGUGCUCAGGAGCCUCUGCAGGGACUAUGAGGAUGCAGCAAUGAACACAUCGAGCAGUGGCUUUGUGACAUUGGCCAGCACUGAGAGUGGCUUUGUGACCAAUGACAUCUAUGAGCUCUGUGGAGAUCGUGUGGGGAGGAGCAAGGAAUCCACCUGGGUGGAGAACGAGAUUUAUGGAUAUUAA
Molecule: messenger RNA, 1040 nt
Organism: Acanthisitta chloris (rifleman)
Lineage: Eukaryota; Metazoa; Chordata; Aves; Passeriformes; Acanthisittidae
Gene: LAYN
Product: layilin
Exons: 6
Molecular function (GO): hyaluronic acid binding
Source: RefSeq, a predicted model, not a curated record